GUGACGUGAAGAGUUUGGUCCUGAUCGUGUUUGUGACGUGAGGGUUUAGUCCUGAUCUAGUUUGUGACGUGAAGAGUUUCGUUUCGUCCGAAACAAGCUGUAUGUAUCAGUGUGUUCAUUUGAAUGUGACCUGCGGGGACUGUUCCCUGUUAGUGAAGCGUUAGUUGGAGACUCGAGAUGCCGACCCUGACUGUGAAUGGAGUCACAGUGAAUUUCCCCUUCCCGCCAUACGACUGUCAGAAGGUCUACAUGGACAAAGUGAUUGAAUGUCUUCAGACGAAGCAGAACGGGGCUCUGGAGAGUCCCACGGGCACUGGUAAAACCUUGUGUCUGCUGUGUGCCACCUUGGCCUGGAGGGAGCACUUCAAGGACACCAUCUCUGCCCGCAAGAUAGCACAGAAGAUGGAUGGGGAGAUGUUCCCAAACACACCGCUGUCAUCCUGGGGAUCGGCUGCCACAGACGGUGACACACCAACCUACUACACUGAUGUCCCAAAGAUCAUUUACGCAUCCAGGACACAUUCUCAGCUGGCACAGGUCAUGAAUGAGUUAAAGAACACUUCAUACAGGCCAAAGGUGUGCGUGCUGGGGUCAAGAGAGCAGCUAUGUAUCAACCAGGAAGUGAUGCGUCAAGAGAGCAACCAUGUUAAGGUCCAUAUGUGCAGAGGAAAAGUCUCCACCAGAUCAUGUGUCUACUACAAUAAUGUUGAUGAGAAGAGCACUGACAAAGACUUGGCGAACUCUAUCCUUGAUGUGGAAGACUUGGUCAAAUAUGGCAACAAACAGAGGGCCUGUCCUUACUAUCUUUCACGUACCUUAAAGCAGCAAGCAGAUAUCAUUUUUAUGCCUUACAAUUACCUGCUGGAUCCAAAGAGCCGUAGAGCCCACAAUAUUGAGCUGAAAGGAGCUGUGGUCAUUUUUGAUGAAGCUCAUAAUGUGGAGAAAACAUGCGAAGAGUCCACGUCAUUUGACCUGAGUCCCUAUGAUGUAGCCUCUGCCAUUAAUGCUGUGGACAGGCUGCUGGUGGAGCAGGCUAAAGAAGCCAGCCACACAGAUGCUGUCACUGAAAACUUCAAUGUAGAAUCCCUCAACUCAGGUUUAAAAGUAGAUUUGGCCACCGUUGCUAAAAUCAAACAGAUUCUAUUGGAUCUGGAAGCUGCCAUUGAUUCCUAUGAUGUUCCAAGUGACAAAGGCAUCACUAAACCUGGAAUUUUCAUCUAUGAGCUGUUAGAGAGAGCUCACCUGACCUACAGCAGCAAGACAGCCGUCCAGGAAGCUCUGGAGCAGAUCAGUGGAUACUUAGCUGGGCAGACAGGAAUAUUCAUGAACACCAAUGGACUGCAGAAGCUGGCUGAUAUCAUACAGCUGGUGUUCUGUGGUGAGCCAUCAGAAAAGGACAAACAGCAGCAAAUGCAGUUGAACACCUCUCAUUUUAAGGUUCAUAUUCACAGAGAGACCAGCUCUCACAAGAAAAACCAGAGCUCUGAUGUGUGGGCGUCAUCCUCAUCAAAGAAACAAGGCAAUAUUCUGAGUUACUGGUGCUUCUCUCCUGGCUACAGCAUGCAGGAUCUGGUGAACCAAGGUGUUCGCUGCAUCAUUCUGACCAGUGGUACCCUCUCUCCUCUGUCCUCAUUCACCUCUGAGAUGAGGAUAAAAUUCCAAGUGUGUCUGGAGAACGGCCAUGUGAUUGAGCGGGACCAGAUCUUUGUUAGCGUCAUUGAACGAGGCCCAGAUGGUGUGCAGUUGAGUUCAGCGUUUGACAGAAGGUUUGUUCCUGAAAACAUGGCAUCUUUAGGCAAAACUGUUGCCAACAUGAGCCGUGUGGUUCCUCAUGGUCUCUUGGUGUUCUUUCCCUCGUUCUCUUUAAUGGACAAAACACUGGACUUCUGGAGAGAUAACGGACAUGCAGAUCGUAUUGAGAGCAUAAAGCCUAUGUUUGUUGAACCUAAAGGAAAGGGCAUCUUUACUGAGACUAUUGAUGGAUAUUACAACAAAGUCCGUGAUCCAGCAUCCAAAGGGGGAAGCUUCUUUGCGGUGUGUCGAGGGAAGGCUAGCGAAGGUCUGGAUUUUACAGACAACUUUGGUCGAGGUGUCAUCAUCACAGGCCUUCCCUUCCCUCCAAGGAUGGAUCCUCGAGUCAUCUUGAAGAUGCAGUACUUGGAUGAGAUGAGCAGGAAGAGAGCUCCUGGGCUAAAGUACCUGUCUGGGCAGGAGUGGUACAGACAGCAGGCUUUCAGAGCUGUGAACCAGGCCGUGGGUAGAGUUAUUCGCCAUAAGGACGACUAUGGAGCCAUAUUCCUGUGCGAUCACAGGUUUAAAAGCUCUGAAGCCCGAGCUCAGCUUCCAUCAUGGGUUAGGCCUUAUGUGCGUCUGUACGAUGGCUUUGGGAAUGUGGUCCGUGACGUCUCUCAAUUCUUCAGGGUUGCACAGAAAAUGAGGCCUGUAGUACAAAAUAAGACUGCUGCAGGGAAAUGUAGCACAGAGUGUCUAUCAGACACUCAGUCCUCUGGCUUCACUUCCUGCGCACCCACCCAAAGCUCCCACACACAGAAGGCUAAGGAGUUGGACAGCCACCUUCCCAGCCUGAAGAGGAGGAGGCUCAAUGAAAACACUGGAGCUAGUGGGAUGGCCAAAAUCUGUAUUGAGUAUGAGUGUGAGGUGCAGGAGAGUCAGAGGAGACCAGCCAACUUGUUGGACGCUCUGGAACGAGGUGACGUCCACGAUGGAGAGGAAGCUGAUGCUGCCGUGGGAGAGGAGAAGGCAAACCAUCUGUCCACCCUCUCUAUUAAACAUGACAAAAGGAUGGAAGACGAAAUGCGGGGAGGAAAACGUAAAAUCAAAUUGGUCCAAGAGCAGAAAAUCAGCGUGUCAGAGGAUGUGUGUGGGGAAAGUAGAGCCAGCAGAGCUAAGACGUUUCUGGCAGAGAUGAAGAAGUCACUGAGCCAGGUCAACUUCGAUCGCAUCGUGCAGGCGCUGCAGACCUACAAGAAGACAGACAACCUGGAUGUCCUGCUCACUGAGACAGCUGUCUUAACUGAGGACACCAACACUCACGGUCUGCUCCGUGGCUUCUACCAGUUUGUUCGGCCACAUCACAAGAAGACGUUCAAUGAGAGGUGUGUGGAGCUGACAGGGCAGGGCUGCGGAUACAAACCGGACCACUCACUGUCAAAGGAUGAGAAGAAGGUGCUGAUACUGCAGAGUGCCACAGGCCGUGAGCCUGCUGCGAGUCUAACCUCUUCCAGUGGGACGUCUACCUGCAGGCAGCUUAAUACAGAGCAGCUCAACAAAGGGGGACAUCACUUAAACCAGCAAGGAUUAAGAGAACCUGCGACUGCUUGUACUCCAAAGAAAGACGUCCAUGCUGCUUUUCUGGCUGAUGUGAAAAAAGCCCUGGGAGCAGAGAAAUCAGCUGAGCUCUUUAAGACCAUUAACAGCUACAAGAAGACAGACAACUAUGAGCAGUUGGUGACCACAUUGGUGAGCUUAUUUACAGAGAGAGACGAGGACUUCAACCUUCUAGUCCGAUUUGGCAUUUUUAUUCGCACCCACCAUAGGAAGCAGUACAAAGAGAUGGUGGAUGCUUUGAAAGGUCAGCCAGUGUGAAAUGCUGAUGCGCUGCUUUGAAUGAAGACCUGCAAAGACAAGCUUUCAAGUCCCUCACACUCAACAAAACCGUACUAUUAGCUGUUGUUUAUAGAACAAUACUGUCUGUUUCAUGUAGCCUUUUAAUUUGUUGCUUUUUGUCUCAGCUUGUCACCUCCUUUGAGAACUGGAGACAUUUUGUCCUCAGGCAUCCACAAAGCUGUUAGUGAUAUAUUUCUUCUGGCAAACUGGACUCUGUUUUGGGGAAGUAACUCAUCUGAAAAGUGCAUCUGGAUGUGUUGUGGUUGGGAAGUCCUCUGUACAUCACAGACUGAGCAGAUGAACCAGAUUUACUUUUGGAAUCAGCAUCGACAAGUGGCGUCUGUAACUCCUGACGACGCUCGACAGCAGUCCAAUGAUCCUGCAUUCUUCUCCAUCUGCCCAACAACGAAGAGGAGUAGAUCACUCAUUUAAAAGGUGUUUUGAAACAUGGGCUGUAAAGGUUUAUGAUUUAAUUGCAAGUCAAGCAGACUGUCUGCUAACACUAGGUCUUACAAUAAUGUAAUUAAAAGUGAACUUGUAAUAUGUGGUGGCAAUUUCUGUGAAUCAAGCACAAAUUCAAACACUGGACUCAUAGUACAAUCACCUGCAUGGCAUGUACAACUGAGCAAAGAACAGAGGGGAUUUCUGUGUCUUUAUACCCACAGGUCCUCUCCCAUAGGGUAUGUAAAGGUAUUUAUUACCCUCCUGGUUUCUUAUCAGGGUGGGACACUUCUCUUUGGAAGACCCCUGUUGUGGGACCCCAACCAUAUACAAUUAGGCCAUAAGAUUAAAGCCUUUUAGCACCAAUUGUAAAUCUGAAGAGGCCUUUAAGAUUAACAAUCUGGUCAACCUUCCACACACCUCUACUCAUGCUGUUCAUACACAAAUUACAGAAUUUCCAUGACAAUAUUAAAAAUUUAAAAUAUUUUAAAUCAAUUGAAUUGAAUGUAUGAAUUUAUUCAUGGCUCUGGUUUCUUUAGCCUGCAUUAUGCUACCUACUGGUUGGUUGAUGUUGGGUCAGACUUCAGACAGUCAUGUGUCAUGUUAACAUAAGCUUUUAUCAUUCAAUUAUUAGAAAAAACUGAUUUCAUUUGAUACAAUUACUACAAUAUGUUUUUAAAAUCCGUGUCACUUUCUAAAUUAGUUCAUACAAAUCCAAUGAACCCCUCCACUGUAAUGUUGCUAUGGUGAAGUAUCAACCAGAAAUCAAUGGUGGGUUCAUGUGGUGUUGGAAUAAUCGGAAACAUUUGUUUCCCUCUCCACCUCAAGCCAGAAAAAUUCGGAAGAGUUUUCGAGCUGCUAACGUCAUCACUUUUGAACCAAUUAACAUAAUUUAACAUUGCCUCUAAAUAGUAGCUUCUAAUAUCAACUUUUUAAAUGAUACUUUUGUCCCUUUCGAACUGUACGUCCAUCUCUCAUAAGAGCCCAAUACAGAUGUUUUAAUGAUCACAUUUAAAAAGAAAAAAAGGUGUAACAUCUUUUUUCAACAGCAAAUCUAAAUAUCAGAUACAUAUGCAAAAACGCAAAAAAUCAAAAGUGAGAGUACAUUUAAUUAAAAACAAAUUAUAAAUACAAUUAAAAUGUAAAGCAAAUUUAAUUAGUCUUUCCAUCUAGGGGCUAAUUGAGUGAUACUUCAGUUAUUUGUACUCUAUGAUUUGGGUGCUGCUUUUGACACAGCCGACCAUUGCAUUCUAUUGGAUAGGCUGAGGAAAUGGGUGGGAUUAACUAGUACUGCAAUGAAUUGGAUCAAAUCCUAUCCAUCAGACACAAAAGUCUGUGUGCAGUUAACAAUCAUAUGUCUUCACUUGCUGACUUCAAGUAUAGGAUAUCACAAGGGUCAAUUUUGGCACCGAAUAGGUAAUACUAUCCGGGGACAUUGUUGAGCAGUAUGUAACUAAACCUGUGCAAAUGUGUUUUUUUAACUGGGGAAUAUUAUUAGAAUUCAGUAUUUACAUGUUUUAAUUUCAUCAUGCCUGGAUUACUGCAUCAGUCUUUUUUACUUACCCUUGCUGGUGAAUCUGUAAAUCUCCUUCAGACAGUUCAGAACCCAGCUGCCAGGUUCUUAACCAGAGGAAACCGGUUGGAACUCAUCACUCGGGUUUUUGCCUCUUUACACUGGCUUCCACUACAUUUUGGAACAGGGUUUAGAAUAGGGUUAUUAAUGGUCAGUCUUCACAUAAUUGUGAAUCUUUUAUCCCAAUUCAACCCUGCUCGCUCUUUUAGAUCCUCUGUCAGGCCUUUAAUCUGUGGUCAGUUGAAGAUUGAGGGGGACAGACUAGAGCUUUAGAAAUAUGACAGUUCUGAGGCUCUGUUCUUCUUCUUGUUUCGGUUUAUUGGCGGGUGGCAACCAACAUCAUGUGCAUUACUGCCAUCUACUGUGUCUUAUGAGUGUUUCUUCGUUGAGACUGGAGCACUGCCUGAGUAAAUACAGCAGGCUGAGUGAGUUUCCUUUAAAUCAAAGCUUAACUUUCUUUUAUCAUAUUGCACCCCUCAUUGCAACCUCAUUCUAGUUUUUAUUACUGUAAUGGCAUGACAUUUUUGUGUUUUGUAAUUUUGAAAUUUAUUGUUAUGUUGAGUGUGUUUUUACUUGUUUUCUUUAUU
Limanda limanda (common dab) is the source of this 6228-nucleotide messenger RNA. It is a transcript of the gene rtel1, whose product is annotated as regulator of telomere elongation helicase 1. The record is from RefSeq and is a predicted model, not a curated record. The coding region runs from base 178 to 3606 and encodes 1142 amino acids. Gene Ontology annotation, cellular component: nucleus. Gene Ontology annotation, molecular function: DNA binding; DNA helicase activity; hydrolase activity, acting on acid anhydrides, in phosphorus-containing anhydrides. NCBI's taxonomy places the organism in Eukaryota, Metazoa, Chordata, Actinopteri, Pleuronectiformes, Pleuronectidae. The transcript is spliced from 33 exons. Gene Ontology annotation, biological process: negative regulation of t-circle formation; DNA replication; negative regulation of DNA recombination.